AUGUCCCGCAUCCAGAUCCCGAUGGACGUCAUCACUUCGCGUCUCAACCUGAGCGAGAGGUUCCAGGGCCUGACGUCGACGCCCUUGAACGGCCGCUUCAGCAACCUGCGCCCCAUCGGCGAGUUCAUCGAUGUCAAGCGCGUCAGCAAGCCCGCCAACUUCUCCGAGGUCCAGUCACGCGUCAACUACAACCUGAGCCACUUCUCGAGCAACUAUGCUGUCGUCUUCGCCAUGCUGAGCAUCUACGCCCUCAUCACGAACCCUCUGCUGCUGUUCGACAUCAUCAUCGUCAUUGCCGGCAUGUACGUCAUCGGGCUGCUCGACGGCCGCGACCUCGUCAUCGGCAGCUUCCGCGCCACGUCGUCGCAGCUGUACACCGGCCUCAUCGUGCUCACUGUGCCUCUCGGUCUGAUUGCCUCGCCUAUCUCGACCCUGCUCUGGCUCAUUGGCGCUAGCGGCGUGUCCAUCCUCGGCCACGCCGCGUUCAUGGACAAGCCUAUCGACGAGGCUUUUUCCGGGGAGGCGGUCUAG
Geosmithia morbida is the source of this 531-nucleotide messenger RNA. Its product is annotated as PRA1 family protein 1. NCBI's taxonomy places the organism in Eukaryota, Fungi, Ascomycota, Sordariomycetes, Hypocreales, Bionectriaceae. Bases 1 to 531 code for a protein of 176 amino acids. Gene Ontology annotation, cellular component: Golgi apparatus. The transcript has a single exon. The record is from RefSeq and is a predicted model, not a curated record.